GUCGAUCGCAUCGAACAUAAAUAAACUCCCGUCCCGAAUCACGACGCACGUUCCCGUCUUCUUCGCCUUCUUCUUCUCCUCCCUCCCCUCUCUCUCUCCCCCUCCCCGCAUUGGAUCGCAUCGAACAACCAAGCGCCAGCCAGCUUCUUCUCGUCAGGUGACCGGAGGAGAGGUAGGACGAGAUGGGGCUUGCUUUCGGGAAGCUCUUCAGCCGGCUCUUCGCCAAGAAGGAGAUGCGGAUCCUCAUGGUCGGUCUCGACGCCGCCGGAAAGACCACCAUCCUCUACAAGCUCAAGCUCGGCGAGAUCGUCACCACCAUCCCAACCAUCGGGUUCAAUGUUGAGACUGUUGAGUACAAGAACAUUAGCUUCACUGUUUGGGAUGUCGGGGGUCAGGACAAGAUCAGACCACUCUGGAGGCAUUAUUUCCAAAACACCCAGGGUCUUAUCUUCGUUGUGGACAGCAAUGAUAGGGACCGUGUUGUUGAAGCCAGAGAUGAGCUCCACAGGAUGCUGAAUGAGGAUGAGCUUCGUGAUGCUGUGUUGCUUGUCUUUGCCAACAAGCAAGAUCUUCCAAAUGCUAUGAAUGCUGCUGAGAUUACUGACAAGCUUGGACUACAUUCCCUUCGUCAGCGACACUGGUAUAUCCAGAGCACCUGUGCUACAACUGGUGAGGGUCUGUAUGAGGGCCUGGACUGGCUGUCCAGCAACAUUGCUAGCAAGUCUUGAGGCUUGGAGUUUCGACUGGAGCUGACUAGAAGCUGUGGAUGUAUCAAUUCAUACUUAGGACGAAUUAUUUGUUACCAUCUGUUGCGUGCGCUCUGCAAGCUCAAUAUUUUUGUAAUGAUGUCCCAGUUAAACGUUUCCUAAAGAAUGUUCUUUUGUACCUGUUAAUUUUGCAGAAGGAUUUAAAUAUUACAUUUCUUAGACGAGUUACCACGAACCUGUUCCAUGCCUGCUA
Brachypodium distachyon (stiff brome) is the source of this 960-nucleotide messenger RNA. Its product is annotated as ADP-ribosylation factor 1. The record is from RefSeq and is a predicted model, not a curated record. The transcript is spliced from 7 exons. Gene Ontology annotation, molecular function: GTP binding; GTPase activity. The coding region runs from base 183 to 728 and encodes 181 amino acids. NCBI's taxonomy places the organism in Eukaryota, Viridiplantae, Streptophyta, Magnoliopsida, Poales, Poaceae. Gene Ontology annotation, cellular component: cytoplasm. Gene Ontology annotation, biological process: intracellular protein transport; vesicle-mediated transport.